Messenger RNA from Scaptodrosophila lebanonensis, 1441 nucleotides. It is a transcript of the gene Sas10, whose product is annotated as something about silencing protein 10. Gene Ontology annotation, biological process: maturation of SSU-rRNA from tricistronic rRNA transcript (SSU-rRNA, 5.8S rRNA, LSU-rRNA). The record is from RefSeq and is a predicted model, not a curated record. The transcript has a single exon. Bases 75 to 1376 code for a protein of 433 amino acids. Lineage: Eukaryota; Metazoa; Arthropoda; Insecta; Diptera; Drosophilidae. Gene Ontology annotation, cellular component: small-subunit processome; nucleolus.
UGCACGUGUAGUUUAUAGUUUUUGAAUUUUUUAGUUUAUUUUGUUCAAUCAGUAAACGAUAGUCGUAGUUGGAAAUGGACAGCGAAGAUGAUAAUUAUGAGCUGACCGACUCCGAGUUGGAAUAUGAUGAGGAUGAGCGUGAAUUGAUAGAGGAUUUGCGUAAGGAACGCAAAGAACGCAACGAACAAGAUGGAAAUGAAGAGGUCCUCUUAUUCAGUGAUAGCGACGAGGACGAUGCGGCAAACAACGACGAUGUUGGCGAGUUAAUGCGUGACAGCGAUAUCGAAGGGGCUGAGGAUGAUGAUGGCGACCUCCCGGACACAAUGAACUGGGGAAACAAAAAGAGCGCCUAUUACAAUACAGAUUUUGUUGAUCCCGAUUACAGCAAUUACAAUGCCCAGGAGGAGGAGCAGGCACUGGCUGAAGAGGAAGAGGCUAAAAAGAUACAGUUGCGCUUGGCCAAACAAAUGCAGGAAGCUGAUUUUCAUCUUGACAACGUUAAGCUGCCCGAGUCCGACAGUGAAGACGACACAACAAAAAGGCAAGACGGCAGCAUCCAUGUUUUGGCAGAUUUGACUGGUCUAAACGAACGCGAACGCCUGCAGUUACUGCAGAAGGAUUCGCCCGAAUUCAUUGGCCUAACACAGGAAUUCCAACAGUAUCUGGCGGAGGUGCAGGAGCUGACAGCCCCUGUGCUUAACUAUGUGCGGAACCACAACGUGCCUAUGGUGCCGGCACUGUCUUUUGCCAGCCUCUAUCAAAACGUUCUGUUGACCUACUGCUCUAACGUGUCCUUCUAUCUCUUGCUCAAGGCCAAGCGCAGCAGCGUCAAGCACCAUCCAGUCAUCAAGCGUAUUGUGCAGCUAAAACAGGUGCGGCAGCAGUUGACGCCACGCUACGAGGAAUACAUACGGCCACAGCUGGAGGCAUUGCUGGAGCGCAUACAGGAUGGCGAUGCAUUUACAGUGCUGGACGUAAAGCAGCGCAAAGCCAAACUGCAGAUACUCAACAAAUAUGAGAAGCGAAAUGAUCUUGAAAAUAAAGACAAUGGAACGGCAAGUGUAAAGAAUAAUGAAGAGCUAGAUGAUGAUGAUGACGUCGACCACGAAACAGCCGAAGAAGACGACCAGGAAGAUGAGGAGUCUGAGCUAUCUCGCCGUGGUAUCACCUAUCAAAUUGCCAAAAACAAAGGCCUCACCCCACACCGAAAGAAGGAGCUGCGCAAUCCGCGUGUAAAGCACCGCGGCAAGUAUCGCAAGGCCAUCAUUCGACGCAAGGGUGCAGUGCGAGCAGUUCGUAAGGAAACAAAACGAUAUGGUGGCGAAAUAUCUGGCAUCAAGGCAACAGUCACCAAGAGCAUUAAGUUUAAGACAUAGUCCCAUUGACAAACCAAUUCCAAGUGUGAUGAAUAAAGCAAAUUUGUAGUACAUACAUCUGUAAA